AGUUCAACGGCACAUAGAAGAAGAUGGAUGGAAGACGUUCAUAACUGAUGCUGCCACCUACAGGAGAUUCAGCGAUUUCAGGGGCCAACUGACUCUGGAGAGGUUCAGUGAAGCACCAACAGGGAGUGUACUUGGAGAGGAGUUGUGGGAUAGCUUGAAGGUGCCAUUCGACAGGAGUAUCAUCCUUUGGCACAUCGCCACAAAUCUCUGCUUUCACCGGCCCGUGGACAAGCCAUCAUCCUUCCCUCGAGGAUGAAGUGGCCUUACGCAACGUAGUAUGGAGAUGUCCGACUACAUGUUAUACCUGCUUUUCAUCCGCACCGAGAUGUUGUCGCCCGGCACCAGACCGGGUCUCUUCACCGUCGCCAUAUAUGAUCUAGAGGAAAUCUUGAAGAACAGCAAGGCAAAGCUCCAGGAUGAAGAAGCACUUGCUCAAGAGAUUAUUCAACAGACGGUCGGGAGUACUCUGAUUCACAAAGCUUGCAGGCUCGCUAUGUCAUUGAUGGACCUGCAGGAAGAGGAGAUGUGGGAGAUAAUCCAGGGCGUGUGGGUGGAGAUGCUCUGCUACUCUGCGAGUAGAUGCAGAGGAUUCCUGCACGCCAAGAGCCUGGGUGAAGGCGGGGAAUACCUCUCCUAUGUGUGGCUCCUCUGGUCAUACAUGGGGAUGGAGACAUUGGCGGACAAGAUUCACAAGCCCGAGUCUCCGAAAGAAAAGGAGAUCCUUGUUGAGGACGAUGAAUUGGCUUCUUCGUCCCACCGUGGACUCAGCCACCAAACUUCAACAGCAGGUAUCCCUAGCCCAGUGUGACUUCAUUCCUUCGUGUUAUUCCUGUUACUAUG
Messenger RNA from Aegilops tauschii subsp. strangulata, 840 nucleotides. RefSeq lists its product as uncharacterized. NCBI's taxonomy places the organism in Eukaryota, Viridiplantae, Streptophyta, Magnoliopsida, Poales, Poaceae. The record is from RefSeq and is a predicted model, not a curated record.